CUAUCGGGGACAGAGGUAAUAGUUGUCCGCAGCAUAGAACGCUUAACGCACUGACCUUCUAAUAAAGAAAUAAGAAUCUGCGCGCGCCCAGUUUGUUUAUAACAGUGGCUACGGCGUGACGUAUAACAAAAUGUUCAGCUUCAGGUCGCGACGGUGCUUAGUGAGCAGCGUGUUGGCGGCGCUGGUAGUAGGCGCGUUGGUGGCGGUGCUGGUGCUGCAGCCGUGGGCCGGCCGCAACCAGGCACGCUACCGUCGCGCCGCUGUCGCUGCCAACGGAUAUGAGUGUGCUUCUAUUGGACGUUCAAUACUAGAACGUGAGGGAUCAGCAGUCGACGCAGCGAUAGCGACUCUGUUCUGCGAAGGAAUAGGUUGUGCACAAUGUAUGGGUCUAGGCGGAGGAUUUCUAGCCACAGUGUACGACGCCAGAUCGGGUCGAGUACGAGUUCUCAACGCGAGGGAACGAGCUCCAGCAGCAACUCGCCAGGACAUGUACACCAACGCCUCAUCAACUGUAGGAGGACUGGCUAUAGCCGUGCCAGGCGAACUGAGAGGUUACGGCGCCCUCCAUCGGGAGUAUGGACGCCUGCCGUGGGCAGAGAUCAUCCGACCAACGGCAGAACUCUGCCGUCAAGGUCAUCGCGUCAGCCAAUACAUGGGUCGCGUAUUGAAGUCUUACAGCAGCAGAAUCCACGCCGAACCAUCAAUGAGCGAACUGUACGUCAACCCGGAGACGAAAGAGGUAUGGAACGUAGGCGACCUGAUCCGCGAGCCCACGCUGGCCCGUACGUUAGACGUGAUCGCGAAGGAGGGCCCGGAGGCGAUACACAAUGGCUCUUUAACGGCGCCGCUGGUACGCGACAUACAGAAUUUCGGCGGCAUUAUCACAGAAGAAGACCUCAGGAACUACCAGGUAGAGUGGCAAGAGCCAAUCGCAGUGCCGCUGUCAGAAGAACACACGCUUUACUCAGUCCCGCUCCCCGGUUCCGGGUCGGUACUGGCCUUCAUCCUCAACAUGUUGCGCGGCUGGGUCGGCACCGGAACGGACGUAGCGACCGGCACCAAUCUUUACUGGCACCGCGUCGUAGAAACCUUCAAGUACGCGUACGCAAAACGUACCGGCCUCGGCGACCCUUCACGCUCUAAUCUACCCUAUGACAUCAGAGAACUAGAGCGAAAUCUAUCCGACGCCGCCUGGGCAAGAGAAUUCCGGAAUCUGGUAGACGAUACAAAGACAUUUUCUGAUUGGCGACACUACGGCGCACUUUUCGAAGGGGCUGACGACCACGGCACAGCUCACGUAGUCGUAGUCGCACCUGAUGGCAGUGUUGUUUCUGCCACAAGUACCAUUAACUAUAUUUGGGGGUCACAACGACGAUCUACAAGUCUUGGAAUAAUGUUGAAUAAUGAAAUGGAUGACUUUGCAAUUCCACACCGGGAGUCUGCAUAUGGAAUGCCUCCUUCUCCUGCAAACAUGUUAGCUGCAGGUCUUCAACCGUUAAGCUCAAUGGUCCCAAGCAUAGUGUUGUCUAGAAACGGAACAGCGGAUUUAGUUAUUGGUGCCGCUGGAGGCACGAAGAUAACGACACAAGUGGCCUUGGUGGCAAUGCAUACAAUACUUGAUGGUGAUGAGUUACCAGUUGUCAUACAGCGGCCACGUCUCCACCACCAACUGGUCCCAAUGGAAGUUGAACAUGAAGCCGAUUUUAAUCCGAAUGUCUUAACAUCACUUCGUGCGAGAGGUCACGCGACAACAGCACUCGGGCCGACAGCGGGUUUCGCCGCAAUGGUUGGCGCCGCACGUGACGCCGACGGCAUGCUCAUAGCACAGACUGACAGCAGGAGAAUCGGCAGUGUUGACGGUUUCUGAUAUCUCAAAAAAAAACAGUAGAUUUUAUUUGAUGUACACAAUCUAAAAUCAAAUUUGACAAUUUUAACAUACUUUUGAAUAAGAACUGAGCCAACUGUAAAUACAUAACAUCUGUCUGUAUUCUUACAAUUUACACCGA
This is a messenger RNA of Vanessa tameamea, 2006 nucleotides long. Its product is annotated as glutathione hydrolase 1 proenzyme-like. Gene Ontology annotation, biological process: glutathione catabolic process. The transcript is spliced from 9 exons. Gene Ontology annotation, molecular function: glutathione gamma-glutamate hydrolase. The coding region runs from base 131 to 1867 and encodes 578 amino acids. The record is from RefSeq and is a predicted model, not a curated record. NCBI's taxonomy places the organism in Eukaryota, Metazoa, Arthropoda, Insecta, Lepidoptera, Nymphalidae. Gene Ontology annotation, cellular component: plasma membrane.